Molecule: messenger RNA, 3316 nt
Organism: Toxorhynchites rutilus septentrionalis
Lineage: Eukaryota; Metazoa; Arthropoda; Insecta; Diptera; Culicidae
Gene: dap
Product: cyclin-dependent kinase inhibitor 1B
Exons: 3
Coding region: 765-1532 (255 amino acids)
Biological process (GO): regulation of cell cycle
Cellular component (GO): nucleus
Molecular function (GO): cyclin-dependent protein serine/threonine kinase inhibitor activity
Source: RefSeq, a predicted model, not a curated record
ACCUCGUAACUAGUCUCGUUCGAAGCGUCAGUUGAGUCGAAAGUGGUUCCCAUUCCUCGGCCGACGGUGUUGACUUUCUAAUAUCGAAGUUUGUGAAAAUUGUAUAUUUUCCCAAUUCCCACUCGAGGGUGUUUGCAGCAGAAACGAAUACAGAUUUUCGCUAAUAGUUGAGUGCUGGAAACGAAUAGUAGCGGUUUCUGUUGGGUUAAUAGUUCCGAGAAAGCAGUGCUUUUUCGUUGCGUAAAAACAACCUUCGUGCUUACAGCAAAAGUGACGUCACGUUCGGGAAAAAUAAUUUCAUCGAACAAAACCCAUCAAAAGUGAUAGCAAAACGAGAAAAACUACUAUCCAUAGUUGGAACGUGAAUAUUUCUAGCUUCUGUGGUGGAAAUUUGCCAAGAAAAAGUGUUUUUCACGGCGAAAAUUCAUCGUUUUGUGAGCGAUUCAACCUAACCUCAAACAUAAAUAUAAAUAUACGGGUUCGUGUUCGUCAGCAGAAAGUGCGAAGAAGAAAAAAUCCGAUCGCUCGCUUGCUUGCUUUGUUCGGAUGAACCGAACGAGUUGUGUGUGAUAUCAUAUUUUUCCGUCGUUCGCUUUCUGAGAGAAGUGAACCAAAAAAAAUAAAAUCCAACUGUGUGAGAUCUAACAAAAUAAACAAUUGCGACAGUUUGUGUCGUCGUUCCAAUUUGACUUUGAAGAGGUGCUUUUUCGCUUGCUGUGUGUUGUGAAGCGUAGAGACAGAGAAACACGCAAACAGGACAAAACAUGAGUGCCAGAGUGUAUAAUCCGAUGAUACUUUCGGAGAUAUCGAAACUGCGUUCGCCGGCCCUCGUCCGGAGGCCAGUUUCGGCAUCCAGUGUUUCCGCCGCCCGUGUCAAGCGUGAUUUGUUUGGACCGGUCGAUAAGGAGGAUUCGAAAAAAUUUAUUGAACGCGAAUUGGCCGCUCACAAUGAUGUCCUCAGCAAGAAAUGGGGUUUUGAUUUCCGCGCUGGCCAGCCUCUGCAGAAUCACGAUCAGUACCAGUGGGAACGCGUUCCACCGACUUCGGCGCCGGCGUGCUUCACCGGAAUGGUUACUCUGACCCGGGCCGCACACAUUGUGUCACAAUCGUCCACCACAUCGGAGGAUUUGCUGGAUCAACGGGCUGAGCGUGAAAACCGAACGGAUUUCAGUUCCCUCGCGUCGCCAGUCUCCGCCACCGAAUCCGACCACGAGAUGGACAGCUGUGAAGCGGUGAGGACAUACCCGUUGGUUCUGCGCAGUGAUAAGCUGACCACCAUUAUCAAUAAGACCAACAUCACUAGCAACAGCAGUUCCUCCUUCCCAGCUUCGGCAACCCGAGCGAAACGUCAACAGCGAAUUACAGACUAUCUGAAGGAACGCAAACGCCUGGCCUCAGGUGCCCCCAAAACCGCAUUGGCCAAGAAGGCUCGCCAGAUGUUCACCACCACAUCCUCUGCAUCCUCGUCAUCUUCUUCGUCCGGUGCGUUGAGUUCCGCGGCGCCACGAUCGAGGACAACAACUUCGGAAUAAAGUUCCCGCGGGGUAACUCGUUUCCACAACAUACACAUUUCUUUUCUAAAAAGACCUGAAUGCUAGCUCUAGCGGUGAAUCCGCGUAUGUGAUGCUGAUGAUGCUAGGCAGCAAUCCGAUCUCACCGAACCCAUUCUGUUCGUUGUUUAUUAUAUAUUACGCAUACACACACAAAUGCUUCUUUGUCGUCAUCAUUCAUAUAAUUUUUUUGUCUACACACAUUUACAAAUGGACUAGUUUUUUAGGCGUAUUUAUACACCCUCUUUUUUGCUAUUAUUUUUUGAAAACAGAUAAAUCAUCAAAAAGAUUACUAUUUACAAAAUCAGUGGAAACAAAACAAAAUCAAAGGUACAGUUUAACACAUUUGUGUGUGGUAGGUUCGCAGCGAUCGAACAAAAGGCCAUUUUAAAUUCAAAAUAGUACAAUAAGUUUUGGACUGUAAGCUUUAGGCUGUAGGAUUGGAAGGGACUCAAAAGAAGGCAAACGGAAAAUCGAUCACGAGUUAGGGCCAUGUUCUUCUAUGCACAUGUAUAUAGAAUUUCUCCCGUGAAAACCCCACAUUGUAAGAGUUAUUCUAGCAAAUUGUAUAUAUACUUUAUAAGUAAACAAAAUUCAAAAUAUCGGCUUGUGAUCGAUUCACUCGGUAGACACGUAAAAUGGUGUUCUUUCCGAUGAGAUUGUUUAGGUUGCUUAUAACAACCGAACAAUCUUUUCGGAGACAAACGCAUUCCGAUUGAUCCGACUGUGUGUAAAUACCGCUACUAGUAGACUUUCACAGUGAAAAACACUUGAAGUUGUGAUUUGAAUGCUAUUUGCACAGCGAAUCAUGAUUCCGACUGAAUUUUCCGCAUCUUUCUCAACUAUUCAUCGCAUCUGUUAAACUCUGACGAAUGCUUUCGUUCCCAAAUCUGCGGCGACUGUCAAGGCGAAAUGAUCUCAAAAACCCAGCAUGCAAUAUCGAAUACAUACCCGCUGCAAUAUCCACUUCUUUUGAGUGCAAUACCAUCGCCAUAGCAAAAAAAAAAAAGGAACGUUAGCAUUGGAAUGAUUUUAAUAUGCCAUUGAAACUAUCUAAACCUAGUAAUUUUAAACUCAAAACAAAACAAAAAAAAAACACGAAAUAGCUCCAGAGAGACAACCUUCGAUGGACAAAGUCACACGUGCCAAAUCUCGAAACUCGAAGGUUGUAUCUCUGGAAUGGUUUCGGAGACAAAAAAAAACAAGCCCUUCAAAGCAAAAAGCAAAGCUGUGUAUUUUUCGAUUUCCGGACAUGCCGGGCUAUCGAAUAUUCGUCUUAUUCAUUUUAAGUUCCCAUUUUGAACCGUACUAAUAACCACACUAAAUAUGUUACACAGAGAGGCAUUACCGCCACUAAUAUAUUAUCUACGAAAGUUCUAUGCAAAAUUUGCAAUGUCUUAUUUAUUUCUACUCUUAAACAAAAAUGAAAGUACCUUGGAUCUUGUGUUUUAAAUCUUUCUUUCCCUCUUUCCUCCCACGCUCUGUGGAUUACAACAAAACAAAUACGGUAUCAGUUUUUACAAAAGUAGAUUAUCUACGCUAAAUACUACGCGCGUAUAGCUGUAAGGAUGUUAAAUGAACAAACACAUGUUGUAUAUCGAAACGCACGCACCCCCGUAGUUGAUAAGUGUAAGUGAUAAGCUGGAAAAUAAUAAUAUGAUGUAUUGUGUUUGUGACACUUUCGAGGGACAAUAAUAUUCUUCACGCUGGGGAAACGCUGAAAAACGAAAAUUGAACAGUAAUAAUAAAGAGUGCAUACAAAAUAA